AUGAACGAAAUCCGUGCUGCGGCAAGUCCGAUCAAAAAAAUCAAUCGGCGAAGAGACACGAGCAGUCGAACGAUAUCGGAAUCGCCGCGUACGCCUAGAAUUCAAGGUGCGGAGGCACGUAAGAGAGGGCCAAUACAGCAGAAUAACAGUCAAAAUAGCCCAAAUCAAAUGGACACCCUGUCUGGGAGUGGAAUCACACCUAUGAAACGCGUGCCUAUCCUGGCGAACUUUGAGGAAUGGAUGAAGAUGGCAACAGACAAUAAGAUCAAUGCGGCGAAUUCUUGGAACUUUGCAUUAAUCGACUAUUUUCAUGACAUGAGUCUCCUGAAAGAAGGCGACGGGGUCAACUUCCAGAAAGCGAGUUGCACGCUGGAUGGCUGCGUAAAGAUCUAUACCAGCAGAGUCGACAGCGUGGCCACAGAGACAGGCAGAUUACUGAGUGGUUUGGCGGACGGUGGCAGUUCUGAAGGCAAAAGGAGAAACAAAGGCGAAGGAGCCGACGAUGAGGACGAAGAUGAGGAUGGUGAAGAUGGAGAGGACGGCGAAGAUGGUGAAGGAAAAAAGAAGUCGAAGAAGAAGCCUGCGAGAAGUCAUGAAGCUACACUUGCACCCAGUUUUGCUUCUUUUCAAGGAAAGAAGCUGGAACUAGAAUUUGCGGUCGACCCAUUGUUCAAAAAAGCAUCGGCGGACUUCGAUGAAGGAGGGGCUAAAGGUCUAUUAUUGAAUCACUUGUCAAUUGACUCCGACGGGCGCAUCGUGUUUGAUAGUAGCGACGACGCGGGGGAUGCAGCGCUGGCUGCUGAGAAGAACGACCAACAAGAACACAACGAAAACGAAAACGAAGCCAAAGAAACAUCAACGACGGAUGCAGCUGAGAUGGAAGCCGCCAAAACUGGAGAGGCUGUUAUCGAGAAUGAUCAAGACGAAGAAAUCGAUCUCGCUUCGCUGGCAGCCAAAUUCUUUCCCGACAUGGGAAUCCUGGAUUCUCAAGACAUCUGCCCUUCGAUGAAAUCUUUCACACUAGGUGACCCAUCCGGAGACCUCAGCAUUCCAUUCCUCAAAGCGCCCGAAGACUGGCGGGAUCAGAAGAAAGGAGCUGCGACGCCCCAACAACCCACGAUCAAUCCCAAUCUCAAUCUAUCUGAUCAAACCGGAGUUUUUCUCGAUGGUAGCAAUGCUUUGGGAUUUGAUGAUGACGACGACGAUGAUGGUGGCCUGCUUGGAGGCUUCGAUGUCGCUGACAAUGUCGGCUUCGGAGAAGGGGGCGAAGCUUGGGCUAAAGACGCGGCCAUUGAGGCCCAAACUCGAGCUCCUCGAGCAGAAGACGUUGACGACAAUUUGAUCGAGGGAAACAAUGCGGAUGGAUAUGCUGUGGCAUUGCAGCACAAGUAUCAAGAAGAUGCAGAGCAUGAGUCCAUCAUGGCAUACUUCGACAAGGCAUUCAAUUCUCGGGCGAAAGGCAAAAUGGCAUUUAUCACCCUGGAGAACUGGCGAAUGCAAAAAAUCCAGAAAGCUCAACAGGGUGAGUCAAGUGCACCAACCAGGCAAAGAAAAGAGAAAGAGCCUUUGGAGAUUGAUUUCCUGGGUCCGAUGUCCGACUCGUUGAAAGAGCUCCUUGAGGCGCCUGCAGUUCUCAAUUCACAGAUCAGCUUACCUAAAGCUCAAUGGAGGACAAAAGGGCGGAAUUUGCUGGACAAAGAUGAUGAAGUUGUUGAUCCAAGAAAAUUGAUGCGCUUAUGGACCAAGCCAAAGUGUCGAGUCGGCCGACGAAAAGGAGGAAUGGGCGUCAUUGACGAAGGCUUCGGAGCAAGAAAUCGGGCGGGCACAACAAGUAAUGGGGAAACAGAUGAAGACGAUGAUGAGGGAAGAAAAGGCGACUACGAUGCCAACUUCUUCGCGGAUGAUGACCCGAUGCCUUUCUUUGACGGACCAUUGCCCAUCGACGACGACGAUGACGAUGGCAUGGUUGACGGUGGCGACGACGGCGCUCAAGCGUUUAUGGACGCAAGAGAGAUGCUCAGUCCUCAGCCCGAGGGACAUCAGCUGCAAAAUCUUCUUGCGCCAAUAGAUGGCGAUGGAGAUGUUGAUGGAUCCCAACGACAGCCUCACGAUUCCCAGGAUCCGAGCGUGCCGCAGAACCAGCCUGAUCUGCUCCCUGGCAGUUUUGGCAGCCAGCUGGUAACACAGGCUGGGAAGAGACUCAGGCCUGAAUAUGUUAAUUACGCGCGCACCGCGAAGAAAGUUGAUGUCAGGCAGCUAAAGGAGAAUAUGUGGAAGGGCAUGAGCCAGAAGAUGAUUGCUGUGUUUGAUCAACCGCCACCGCCGCAAGGACAGACAACAGCACAGAAGGCGUCUGUAGACGAGGAUGUCGAGAUGAUGGACGUCGACGAUCAGCCUCAACCUCCGACGCCGCAAGAGUCAGAUAUGCCGCCAACACCAACAGGCAACGGCAACGGCAGCGGCGCGGGUGUCGAGGUCCUCAACUUCACAGACCUCAUACAGGACUUGAGAUCAGUGUAUCCCAAGCAGCAGAUGAAAGAUAUCAGUACUAGCUACUGCUUCAUUUGUCUUCUGCACUUGGCGAAUGAGAAGGGACUGGUGCUCGAGGGUGAGAGAGAAGGCGAGCGCGCCAUGCAGGAGAUUCGCGUCUCGAGGGAUAAAACUGUUGGUGAGGGCUAUGAGGGUGAAUGA
Molecule: messenger RNA, 2691 nt
Organism: Rhinocladiella mackenziei CBS 650.93
Lineage: Eukaryota; Fungi; Ascomycota; Eurotiomycetes; Chaetothyriales; Herpotrichiellaceae
Exons: 1
Coding region: 1-2691 (896 amino acids)
Biological process (GO): mitotic chromosome condensation
Cellular component (GO): condensin complex
Molecular function (GO): chromatin binding
Source: RefSeq, a predicted model, not a curated record